AAACCGGUCAAAGAAAAGUCAUCAGCCAAAUUCCCGAGUCUUGACAGUAUAAAUGUCGCCGGAGAUGGAAAUAUAGUGGACUUGCGCAGAAAAAUAGGUUGUGACUUGUGCCAAUACUUGCGAUUCUAAGAAGUUUUUAACCAAACGGCGAAACCACUAAAGAUUCAAUCUUUCUCCGGCGAAAACAAUCCUAUGCCUCCAAAGAGACGUUCCCGUCGCCCCCGGAAAUCAUUGCCGGAAAAACCUACACAAAACUCCGAGAAUGAGAACUCAGUCACUGAAGCUCCACAAAAUGACACCAUUUUAUCUGAAACCCUAAUCGCCGAAGAAACCGAAUCUCAGAACCACACUCUCCCACCAGAGCCGCAACCCGAAAACGUCUCCAUCACUCAAAACUUCUCCGGUUUAUCGGAAACCCUAGUAAACGGAGAGGGCAUGGUUGAUGAUGGCGGCGCUGAUUUUACGAAGGGUUUAUCGCUUGAAAGUGGUGAAAAGGAGUUUACUAUGGUUAGUUGUAGUAAUAACAUGUGUGUUGAUGAAAAAGUUGGAAAGACGAAGAAGAUUGUAAAGAAGACAGUCAAAGUGGUGAAGAAGGUCGUUAAGAAGGUUCCUAAAAAGGCUGUUAAGCCUGAAAUUGCGUCUACAACUGAUGCACCUGAUACGGUUGAUGGCUCAAAGUCUACAAUUCCUGUUGAGGUUAAUGCAGAGGAAUCCGAGCUUGCUGGUGCUAAUGCUCAAUUACAAGAGGAAAAUCACGAGGCAGAGGUUCAUGAGAAAACGGGUUGUUCAGAAGGAACACAAGGCGGGAAUGUAGAAACUAGAAUAAGUGAAAUGAUGGAAGUUAAUGACAACAAUGAGGGUAAUGGGAACAAUGUGGGUAAUGUAGAGAUUAGAGAUAAAGAAGGGUUGGAAUUGGGGGUUGGUGAUGAAGGGAAGGAAAAGGAGAAGGAAGGAGAAGAAGAUGUCAGUGGCCGAGACGAGGAGGUGGGAGAAGGGAAGCUGUUUAGAGGGGAAUUAGAGGCCAUGGAGCGUAGGAAGAGAAGGAAAACCGAGGUUUUUGUUGGUGGAUUAGAUAAAGAUACACAGGAGGAAGAUAUAAGAAACAUUUUUGCUGAAGCUGGUGAGAUUGUGGACUUAAGGCUGGUCACAAGUAGCAGGACUGGGAAUAAAUUUGCUUUCCUACGUUAUGCUUCUGCAGAUGAUGCGAAAAAGGCGUUGGAAAAGUUUGCGAAAGUUGAGAUUUGUGGCAAGGAAUGUGGUGCAACUCCGGUUGAGGGCAAUGAUACUAUUUUUCUUGGCAACAUAGAUAGAAAAUGGAAGGAUGAGGACGUUCUCAAAUUGUUGAACACUAUUGGAAUUGACAAGAUAGAUAUGGUCACAGUAAUGAUUGAUCCGAAUAGAGGAUGCAAUCGUGGGUUUGCAUUUGUCGAAUUUGAAACCAUCAAGGAUGCUCAGGUUGCUUAUUCAAAACUUCAAAAGAAAGAUGUUUUUGGGAAGAAUCAUAGCUUAAACGUUGCUUGGGCUGAGCCCUUGAAGGAGCUUGAUGAAGAAGAAAUGAUGAAGGUCAAAACAGUUUAUGCCGAGUUCAUACCCUCAUCUUGGGAUGAAGAGAAAGUGAGAGAUACUUUUAAGCAGUUUGGCGAGAUUGACGAAAUUGUGCUUGCCCGGAAUCUGCGAACAUCCAAGAGAAAGGACUUUGCAUUUAUCCGCUAUAAAACCCGAGAAGCUGCUAUCAAAUGCAUUGACUCAUUUAGUCUCGAGUUAAAAUGGGAAGAUGGAACCAAGGUUAAGGUGAAGGUCUCCCUUGCUAAACCAGUUUCGAAGAGAAAAGAUAAACCUGUUGCCAAGGAGGUCCUCCAAGCAAACCCCAAAACUAGCCAUAGUAAUUUUAGGCUGAGUGAACCAAGGAAUUGGACAAGACCAAGUGCACCUCGUUAUGCCGUUCAAGUUCCACAGAUGCCUUCUACAAAUGUGGAAUUAGUACAAUUAUUGAGGGAGCAAGCUUCAUGGAGGCCACCACAUUCAAGCCUAAGCAUCAGUCCAAUGGAUAUUCACUACGAUCAUUUGACUGGGAGGAAACGCCAGUUUUCUUUGUUAGAAACAGAUGUCCUGUCUGCAGAAUUUAACAGAUAUCCUCGCUCCCGUUUGGAUGCUUCUCAUUCAAUUGCAAGCUCUAGUCACAACACAAUGCAUCCUAGUGGUCUUGCAAACCCUUUGACUUAUCAGCGGCAUAGUGGAUACCCUUCUGGCAAGUUGACUUUGAAAAUUUCAGCUUUUUGAUAAAAUGCGAUUUUCCUUUAUAAUCUUAUCUUUUUUUUUUCCACCAGGAUCACUUUACGGAAUUAGACAUAAUGCUAGCAAUGAUCAGAUCAGGGAUCUGGGACAUGAGAGGAAUUUCCUGUCUUGACGAUAUUGAGGGAUGGAGAACUAAAGUGCAAAAGUAGCUUGACAGGAAGAUAAUCUUCCAUCUGAAAUGGCUAAGCGUCAAUUGGCGUGUUUCUCAAGCGGUAACUUCAUAUUAGUUCUUUCCUUGUGAUGUAAUGUAAUUACUCUGAAUUAGGCUAUUAGAAAAGUGGUUCUCUUUCUGCUUCAUAAAAUCUUUUCUGUUAAGGUCUUCAUGUCUGUUUUAUUGAAUGUCCAUGAAUGAUUAAUGGGAAUCUGUUUUGAAACGAUUCAUCCUAGUUUGUUCAUCAGAUUAGAUGUUCAACUUUGUCAACGCAACAUUCCUCUGAUAGUUGUCCAGAAGAUCAAAAUUGUGCUUAAUUACAACAUCGGGUAUUUGCUUCUCUUC
Amaranthus tricolor (Joseph's coat) is the source of this 2791-nucleotide messenger RNA. RefSeq names its product heterogeneous nuclear ribonucleoprotein Q-like. The transcript is spliced from 11 exons. Gene Ontology annotation, cellular component: nucleus. The coding region runs from base 193 to 2280 and encodes 695 amino acids. NCBI's taxonomy places the organism in Eukaryota, Viridiplantae, Streptophyta, Magnoliopsida, Caryophyllales, Amaranthaceae. The record is from RefSeq and is a predicted model, not a curated record. Gene Ontology annotation, molecular function: mRNA binding.